UGUUUGGAACAAGCAUGUUACAAGGCAUGGGAGGAGGAAUGCCUCAGAUGCCUGCACCUCCUGCUGAAGAAAGCAAGGAUAUUGUAAAUAUCAAUGACCUUAUUGAUACAUCAAAAUCAGAGUGCCAGAAUCUUGAUUCAGGGACCCCUCUGGUCAAUGUGUUCAUGGACAGUGAUUCUUUCGUACUAAAGUCAGACUGAGAUGAGCAACUUUUGUUCAAUCUUUAUUUCCAAUCAACAGUAAAGAUUCACCAUCUGGUGCUAAGAGCACCAGAUUUGGAGACAGCUCCUCUAAACAUAAAGAUUUUUAUCAACAAGUGUCCGAUGAGCUUUGAUGAUAUGGACGCUGUAGACCCUGUUGAAGAACUAGAAAUACAAGAAGGAGAGCUCGAAGGAGACAUUAUACUCAAUUUCGUCAAGUACCAGAGCGUUUCAAAUCUCACCUUAUUUAUUGAAAACAACAGAGACGGGGGAGAUGUAACCCAAGUCAGUAAACUUGAAAUUCAUGGAGCUUCUUUACUUGAAUCUGACAUGAAAAAUCUGAAGAAAGUUGGUUGAUCAUAGAUCAGUAGUCGGAUAGCUUAAAAAGCAUCCAACUGCCAAACCCACUAAAGCAGAGUUAUGGAAUUUAGAGGCACUCCAAAUUAUGAUUUGACUUCCACAAAAGGCAAUAAAACGCUUGCGAAGUUACUGAA
Molecule: messenger RNA, 694 nt
Organism: Moneuplotes crassus
Lineage: Eukaryota; Ciliophora; Spirotrichea; Euplotida; Euplotidae
Source: the annotation of a GenBank genome assembly